AAUUUUCAUUUUUCAUUUCUCAUCAUUUCCCUCCAGUUUUUCCAAAUGCACGCUUCCCAUAUCCCUAUAUUUUUUUAAUGGAAAAUUUCGACCCAAAUUUAAUUUAAUUUAAUAUUUGUUUUUAUUUUCUCCCCGCUCCACCAGAAACCGGUACCACCAUAAAAGCCUGUAACCCGUUCUCAUCGAAAUUCUCGAUUUUCAGAAAAAAUAAAAAACCGCAAGGUCACUCCCUCUCUAUACUCCAAACUCUGUUUAGGGUUUCACUGUUUCUUCUUGUGACCGCCUUCUCACUCAGGUUGCAUUGAUAUGGAUUCUACGGGCCAGGCAUACCAGCAUCGCCCACUUUCAAUCAAAUUAUGGCCUCCUAGCCAGAGUACUAGGCUAAUGCUUGUAGAGCGAAUGACCAAGAAUCUUACAACUCCGUCCAUUUUCUCUAGAAAGUAUGGACUGCUUAGCAAAGAAGAAGCCGAGGGGGACGCAAAGCAAAUUGAGGAUGCAGCUUUUGCUACUGCAACCCAACAUUUCGAGAAAGAGCCUGAUGGUGAUGGGAGUUCUGCUGUGCAAAUUUAUGCCAAGGAAUCAAGUAAGCUUAUGUUGGAGGUUUUGAAAAGAGGUCCUAGAGUGAAGGAGGAAGGAGAGUUAAUAUCUGAGAAGGCUGGUGCAACGGAAACUGUUUUUGACAUAUCUGGGGGUCGCAGAGACUUUAUUAACGGGGAGGAAGCUGCAGAACUUUUGAAACCAUUGAGGGGACCAAACUCUUAUACUAAGAUAUGUUUUAGCAAUAGAAGUUUUGGCUUGGAUGCUGCUCGUGUUGCCGAACCCAUCUUAUUAUCAAUUAGGGAUCAAUUGAAAGAGGUUGAUCUAUCGGAUUUCAUUGCUGGAAGGCCAGAAGCAGAAGCUCUUGAAGUGAUGACUAUAUUUUCUUCUGCACUGGAAGGUUGUGUUUUAAGGUAUCUGGACUUGUCAAAUAAUGCCAUGGGAGAAAAGGGGGUUAGAGCAUUUCGGUCCCUUCUAAAAUCGCAAACUAACUUGGAAGAGCUUUAUUUGAUGAAUGAUGGUAUAUCAGAGGAAGCUGCAAAAGCAGUUUCUGAAUUGCUUCCUUCCACUGAGAAGCUUAGGGUUCUUCAUUUCCAUAAUAACAUGACAGGAGAUGAAGGGGCAAUUGCUAUUGGUGAAAUUGUGAAACGUUCCCCAGCUUUGGAAGAUUUUCGAUGCUCAUCCACUAGAGUAGGCUCUGAUGGUGGCGUUGCCCUUGCUGAAGCACUUGGGGCUUGUACACAUUUGAAGAAGCUUGACUUGCGUGACAACAUGUUUGGUGCAGAAGCUGGAGUUGCUCUAAGUAAAGUUAUACCUGCAUUUGCAGAUCUUACUGAGAUAUACCUCAGUUAUUUGAACUUGGAGGAUGAUGGUGCAGAAGCCCUUGCUAAUGCCCUUAAGGAAUCUGCACCAUCGCUGGAAAUUUUGGAUAUGGCUGGGAAUGACAUUACUGCAAAAGCUGCUGCUUCUGUGGCAGCCUGUAUAUCAUCAAAACAAUUCCUUACAAAGUUAAAUUUAUCUGAGAAUGAACUGAAGGAUGAAGGUGCAGUUUUGAUCAGCAAGGCACUGGAAGAAGGUCAUGGCCAAUUAAAUGAAGUUGAUUUGAGUACAAACUCGAUUACAUGGUCAGGAGCUAGGCCGUUGGCUGAAGCUGUUGUGCAAAAGCUUGGAUUUAAGUUGCUAAACAUUAAUGCAAACUUCAUUUCUAAUGAAGGGAUUGAUGAACUAAAGAAUCUGUUUAAAAAAUCACCUGAUAUGCUGGGUCCUUUGGAUGAGAACAAUCCUGAUGGUGAAGACACUGACGAGGAGGCUGAAGAAGAUGCUGAUCAUGAUGAAUUGGAAUCUAAACUGAAGGGUCUUGGGAUUUAGGAAGAUUCAUAGGACUCAAGCAUGGAACUUCUGGUUCAGAUUAAUUUGUAGGCCGAUUAAUAUUUUUGAGUUUCGACAGACAUCUUGCAGACACUGUAGUUAGCUUUAAUCUAUGUAUUUUAGCUAUUUUAUUCCAUAACUCAACAUUUUUAAUGUUUACCAGAUAGACGCUGUUAAUAUGUCUGGCAAAACAAGAAUUGGUAUUAGCUGUAGAAUUUUUGGGCACUGUUGUGCCUUUUGCUGGCAAUUUAUUUUCUUUGAUUGCUGGGUCUCCGCUGUUUCACUCUAUAUUUUGCGAUUGAUUCCAUACACAGAUUAUUUGAAUGCUUUAGCAC
Abrus precatorius (Indian licorice) is the source of this 2240-nucleotide messenger RNA. Its product is annotated as RAN GTPase-activating protein 1. The coding region runs from base 307 to 1905 and encodes 532 amino acids. The record is from RefSeq and is a predicted model, not a curated record. Gene Ontology annotation, molecular function: GTPase activator activity; protein binding. Lineage: Eukaryota; Viridiplantae; Streptophyta; Magnoliopsida; Fabales; Fabaceae. The transcript is spliced from 2 exons.